CAGUACAAACCCACACAGACUUAAUACACAGAGAGUGAGAGAUAGAGAGAAGAGAGGGGACGGAGGCGCGCAUGCGCAGAGGGGGGCUGUCUCGAGGCGCCGCCGUUGCUUGCCGGCCACUUCCGCUGUCAGCGGCGCGCGAGACAGAGAGAGGCUGCGGCCGCUGAAAGGGAAGGAGAAGCGCCGGUGUCCCUCCUCCCUCCUCCGCCAGGGACGGCCGCCUUCGCCCUCUCCUCCUGCCGCGUCCUCGUCCUCCUGGUGGGCCGCCGUCCUCCUGGUGGGCCCCGGGCCAUGGGUCUGCUGUCGCAGGGCUCCCCGCUGAGCUGGGAGAAGACGCAGCGCCACGCGGAGCACGUGCGCAGGCACGGCAUCCUCCAGUUCCUCUACAUCUACCGCGCCGUCGGAGAGCGACACAAGGACGUCCUCAAGUGGGGCGACGAGGUGGAAUAUAUGUUGGUAAACUUUGACCAUCAAAAAAAGAGAGCACGGCUGUCCUUAACUGGAGAAGAAGUUCUUCAUACUCUGCAAGAAAAGGGUGAAAGGGUAAACCCCAAUCAUCCAACACUCUGGAGACCAGAAUAUGGAAGCUACAUGAUUGAAGGAACACCUGGGCAGCCCUAUGGAGGAACAAUGUCUGAGUUUAAUACUGUCCAAGACAACAUGAGGAAACGACGUCAAGAAGCUGCUUCUGUACUGAAACAAAAUGAAGCUGUUUGCACUGUCACAUCAUUUCCAAGAUUAGGUUGUCCAGGAUUUACGAUACCAGAGUAUGACCCAACACCUGUUGAAACAGGAGCCUCCAAGUCUCUGUUCUUCCCAGAUGAAGCUAUCAACAAACAUCCCAGAUUUAGUACUUUAACAAGAAACAUACGGCACAGAAGAGGAGAGAAAGUGGUGAUAAACGUACCAAUCUUUAAGGACAAGAAUACUCCAUCACCAUUUGUAGAAACAUUCCCUUAUGAUGAUGGUGAAGCAGCAAGAGCAGCCAAGCCUGACCAUGUAUAUAUGGAUGCCAUGGGGUUUGGAAUGGGCAAUUGUUGCCUUCAGGUAACAUUCCAGGCUUGCAGCAUUUCUGAAGCAAGAUGUCUUUAUGAUCAGUUAGCCACAAUCUGUCCCAUUGUGAUGGCAUUAAGUGCUGCAGCUCCAUUCUAUCGAGGCUAUGUGACAGACAUUGAUUGCCGUUGGGGAGUAAUAUCUGCAUCAGUUGAUGACAGAACGAGAGAAGAGAGAGGAUUAGAGCCAUUGAAGAACAACCGUUACAGAAUCAAUAAAUCCAGAUACGAUUCCAUAGACAGUUAUCUCUCUGAAUGCGGUGAAAAGUACAAUGACAUAGAUUUGACAGUAGAUAAAGAAAUCUAUGACCGCCUAGUGAAAGAAGGUAUUGAUCAUCUUCUGGCGCAACAUAUUGCUCAUCUAUUUAUUCGUGAUCCACUGACUCUGUUUGAAGAGAAAAUACAUCUGGAUGAUGCAAAUGAAUCUGACCACUUUGAGAAUAUUCAGUCAACAAACUGGCAAACAAUGAGAUUUAAACCUCCUCCUCCAAAUUCAGAUAUUGGAUGGAGAGUUGAGUUUAGACCAAUGGAGGUCCAAUUAACAGACUUUGAGAAUUCGGCAUACGUUGUUUUUGUGGUGCUGCUAACCCGUGUUAUUCUCUCAUACAAACUGGAUUUUCUCAUUCCUUUGUCAAAGGUGGAUGAGAACAUGAAAGUGGCUCAGAAACGGGAUGCUGUCCGGCAGGGCCUGUUUUAUUUCAGAAAAGAUAUUUGUAAAGGUGGCAAUGCUGUAGUGGAUGGAUGUGGCCCAGCUCAAAAUGGUACAGAAACAGAUGGAGAAGAAUAUACCUUAAUGAGCAUAGAUACAAUAAUCAAUGGCAAGGAGGGAGUAUUUCCUGGAUUAAUCCCAAUUUUAAAUUCUUAUCUUGAAAAUAUGGAAGUGGAUGUGGAUACAAGGUGCAGCAUUUUAAACUAUCUGAAACUAAUAAAAAAGAGAGCAUCAGGAGAAUUAAUGACAGCUGCUCGAUGGAUGCGAGAGUUUGUUGCAAACCAUCCUGAAUACAAACAUGAUAGUGUGAUCACUGAAGAGAUGAAUUACAGCCUGCUAUGGAAAUGCAACCAAAUUGCACAAGAACAAGUUGAAUGCCCUGAGCUGCUUGGAGUAGGAUUUAACAAAUUAAAAUAUAGUGGAAGCAAACCGGGCACUUUUUGAUGAAAGGCUAUUAUUGGGUAUGUGAAAUAUAAAACAUUCUCUAAUGAAGUACCACCUAUAUGACAGGUGAAUACCUGCAGUUUCAUAGUGUGAAAGCCAGAAAUGGUUCUGCUGCACUGUAAAAUGGGCCAAUCUGCCUAAACCUCUUAAAACUUCCUACAAUAGGCAUAUUCUUAUAUUUAAGGUUUAUAUUGUGUACAUGUAAAUAGUAAAAUAUUUUUGAUUUGACAUCAAUGUAUUUUAAUAACAUAAUAUUGAAAGUCAUUGUGAACCAGCUUAAAACUUUUUAUAUGCUUAUUCUGGGAAAAUUCAUUUAUCAGAUGGCUUUGUAUAUGUACUAUAUUGGUACUUGUAUAAUAUGAGCAUUCCAGACGUUGAAUGUUUACUCUGACUUUUGUUACUUGGAGUGCACUUGAAUAAUCUACUGUAUUUUAAGAAUAGAUUCAGAGCCUGAUGCACAUAUUUCCCUUCAUUCUACUUUGAGAAGCUGGUGCAGCCUCAGUCCUGCUAACAUGAAUAGGAGGAUUCUCUGAUGUCAUUGGAGCCAGAUUUGCAGUCAGUUAGCUCAGUUUACAGGCUUGGAUGUAAUGGUGGUCAAUGGACUGUAGUAAAUCCAAACUAAUUUGGGGUAUAAAUCUGUACAUUCUUGUACUGUUUGUUUUUGCCUUUGCCACCAGUCUUUGUCACCUUUAGACACUGGCAUCAUGGAAUUUGUGUUCUUAAUUCUAAAUAGCUAAAGCCCCUAUGAAAGGUUUCACACGAAGCAACAUAGCCAUGUUAGAUUAAUGCUGUAGAAAUGCAUUCAUUCUUAAUUGGUACCUAUAUUCUCUUUUGUCAGCGUUUGAAGAAGUUUUUACUCCUGAGUCAUCUUGUCCUUUUUUUCUUUUUUGUUCAAAGUUAUGAGUCCAGUGAAUGGCGUUUUUUCUCCCCUCUGACUUCCAAGAGCAGUUUAUAUGUUCUUGUGGUAUUAGUUCCUUUUGCCACAGUCAUCCUUCUGACCUUCACUAUAUUAUUAAUCUGUGAUACAGGUGUUCCACCCAAUUUGUGCUGAUGCCCAGAUCAAAUACCAUUGAGAAAUAGAUGUUAAAAAUUCAGGAGCCUUAAUUUGGUGAAAAGUCUGGAUGUUUGUGGCACAAAAAGAAGAGACCAAACAAAUCACAAAAAAGUAAUGCACAGCUAGCAGAAAAUAGUUUUCCUUUAAGUGGCAUCUUUUUUGAUAUAACUAAAUGUCCCCUUUGUUUCCUGUAAGCUGUAUCUCCUCUAGUAUAUAACAUUGUUUCAAGAUAAAUCAUGAUAUGCACUAAUACUCUGAAUCAGGCACCUGAAGUAUAAAGAAGUUGUACAGAAGUUGCACAGCCAGUUGAUGUGAUUGUACAUAUGCCUAAGAUUUAGAGAAAAUGGAAGGCUUUUCGUUACUAGCUGCCUAAAAUAAAGAGUACAGUAAGUCAAUUUUAUCAUAUGAUAGAGUAUAAAGUACUUAAUAACAAGCAAAUAUAAACAUAAUAAAGUGUAAUGCCUUACUAGUAGCCAAUGGGAAAAUUGCAGUAAAACUGCCUGGAGAAAGAGAUUAGAACUUGUGCAGUGUUUGUAGGUGUGCUUUAGGAAAUGCUCAUUUCUGGUUGCAAAUCAGGUGGCACGGGCUUACUGAUAUGUGGAAUGAACAAAUUGCAAUAUAUUGUGAAUGUCUGAGUGUAAAGGUAAUUCAGAUAUAUUUUCUUCAGAAGCUGAAAACUAAAUAAAGUUUUAAAAUAUUUGAAACAAA
Molecule: messenger RNA, 3967 nt
Organism: Sceloporus undulatus (fence lizard)
Lineage: Eukaryota; Metazoa; Chordata; Lepidosauria; Squamata; Phrynosomatidae
Gene: GCLC
Product: glutamate-cysteine ligase catalytic subunit
Exons: 16
Coding region: 292-2205 (637 amino acids)
Biological process (GO): glutathione biosynthetic process
Cellular component (GO): glutamate-cysteine ligase complex
Molecular function (GO): glutamate-cysteine ligase activity
Source: RefSeq, a predicted model, not a curated record